Messenger RNA from Nicrophorus vespilloides, 1171 nucleotides. It is a transcript of the gene Oda, whose product is annotated as ornithine decarboxylase antizyme 1. The record is from RefSeq and is a predicted model, not a curated record. Gene Ontology annotation, biological process: positive regulation of protein catabolic process. Gene Ontology annotation, cellular component: cytoplasm; nucleus. Gene Ontology annotation, molecular function: ornithine decarboxylase inhibitor activity. Lineage: Eukaryota; Metazoa; Arthropoda; Insecta; Coleoptera; Silphidae.
CAUGAGUGGUGGUGGUGAGUAUUCUAUACAGAAACUUUGAGAGACAGUAAGGUGUGUUCGAAAGGCGCAAAGCAGAACAGGACCCAUACUUCGUGUUUCCAGUGCGAUUUUGAUUCCGUUUUUUCGUUUCGUUUGUCAAUUAUUAUGUUUAUUAGUGCCAGCGAGGCAUUGAAUUCAGAUAGUACGGAGAGUAAUAUAUCAAGUAAUUUAUUUAACGAAGCCAUGCCUGCAUUAAUCAAGACCAAUCAGUUAGAAAGUUUUAUGCUGAGUAGUAAGCGUUCCGCCGACAGCGAGUCUUCGCCUGCGGCCAGCCUCAGUAGUUCCAUGUCUCUGGGUGCAGGGCCUCUGUGGUGGUCCGAUGCCCCUGGACCGACCAGGGGCGCACCGCCGCCGCUGCGGCUUACUUUCCGCACGGGCCGUCAGCCCUGGGAUGCCGUGCUUCGCGGCAGGACUCUUUACAUCGCCCUGCCGCCAUGCAUGCUCCCAGAAGGCUCUCGCGAGGCGUUCGUCUCGCUGCUCGAGGCUGCCGAGGAUAAACUGAACUGUCAACAUGUCGUCGUGGUGUUUUCGAGCGAUCGAAGCGACCGAUCCAUGCUGAUCAGGACAUUCAUGUUCCUCGGCUUUGCAGUGCUGUCUCCGACUAGUCCCAUCGUGCCCCCAACACAGGCUACCGGAAACAUUUGCAUGCUCUACAACAUCGAGUAGUCCACCCCCAGCCAGGCCUCGAGCCCCUCCCACUCAACAACACACGCCCACUGUCGUAAUCCCUUACUCUAAGAAAUAAUUCAAGAAUACAACAGCUUCGCGUAUGCACCAAAUUCACGGAUCGCAUUUUACAAAUCCACAGUUUAUAUCAUUAUUUUUUUUUUGUUUAUUUCUAGAGAUAGGGAUUACAUCAUAUCUUGUCAUUACUUUCCUGUUUGUUUAAUUAUUUUAGCGGUGUUAUUCGGUAGAUGGUAAACUAUAGUUUAGGUAUUAUUAUUUUUUUUCCCCACGAGACUAAUUACGAGAUGCUUAAUCUAAAUAUAUAAUAACGACAGUCCGCGGCCUUGGGAGGGUGACUUUAAAAAAAAAAUGCGUGAAAUUAAGUCUUAGCAAUGUGCGGUUAGAUACAUGCCCCUUAACAACAUUUAAUAUACAAAAUAAAACUUAUAAAAACUUAAAAAAAAAA